Molecule: messenger RNA, 378 nt
Organism: Sphaeroforma arctica JP610
Lineage: Eukaryota; Ichthyosporea; Ichthyophonida
Exons: 2
Source: RefSeq, a predicted model, not a curated record
AUGGCAGAAGCGACCAACUACCCCGACAUAGAAUCGGUGUCUCCAGAAGCGCACCGCAAACAGCCGCACGAGGCGAGUGCAGAGAGCACAGAUAUACAACCAGUUCACGGCGAUAAGGAUAAGAAAGACAAUCCUUUGGGAUCGGACGAUGAGAAAAAAUCGGAAGAGUCUGGGCUUGCACUUCAGAAUCGCAAUCACCAUGGUAACAUGUAUGCAGAAGAUAACAAUGCGGUUGGUACCGAGACGAAGGGCAAGAGUCAAUGGAAACCGGCUAAGACCGAGAGCGCUGACGACAAAAGCCAGUCCGAAGAAGACAGUUCACUACAUGGAGACGACGCGGAGAACACAUAUGAGUUGCGCUUUGACCGGGAAAAGACU